AUGCCUUGUGUGGAGAAGUGUAAGGUAAACUACGAGUUUUGGUGGUUGGAAUUUUUAAAAACUUUUUUAAAAGUAGUAAAAGUACAAAAAAGUAAAGUUUUUAUAAAAUUAUAAAAAAAGAUUGAUUUGAAUUUGUAAAGUAAGUUUUUUGCAUUUCAGGACGAAGUUGACAUUGACUUUGAUACAGAAACAGUACUACAAUGUCUGAAGACGGAGAAAGAACAUCAUCUGGACUGUGUCAUGAAGCUGAAGCAAGAAAUGUAAGGAUACUUAUCAUAUUAUGUUAGGUUGUACAAAUAAUUCUGUGCCCCCUUCAAAGAAAUUGUUUUGGAUCAAAAGGCGCAGAAUUAUUUGAAAAACUUAAUAGUUCAUUUUUUAAAACGUGAAUUGUAUACCUGUUUUACUUUUUUUUAAUUUUCAGGUGUACCAACAAGCCCUACAGUAUCAUAAAAACUUCAGAAACCUUCCACAAUCUUCAAGCUUCUAACAAACUGACUCUACACGUAUUCCAGCCACAUUUGAGUGCUGCAAAACUAGCGAACUCAACGUCUGGCACCGGUUUUAUGAGUGUUUUGAAGAAUGCAUUAGGCGCUAAUGGUAAAUUUUAUUAUACUAUCAACAACUUGUUCAAACUAGUUUACUGUAGCUACAGCGGUAAUAGAAGCUGAUAUAAGGUGUCUUUUAAAAAUAAUGUUUGUUUCAGCACCAGCCUUCAAAGAGUGUAUGCAGAACUGUGUGAUCAAGACUGAUGUCUUUCAAUGUGUUAAGAACUUGGGGUGAGCUUUUUUGAAUUUUAAAAUUGAUGGUUUAUAAAGUUUGUGUUAAUUUUAUUAUUGAAAAGUCUUUAUUUAGUUGUGGAGUCCGCCGACCGCCAGUCCAAGUGAUCAAAGAAGUCUUCAAGCAGUGUGAAGCUGACAGCCAGAGCUCGCGACGGCGAGUUUGUCAAUGUAUUCAAGAUGCUGGUGUCGCGUAAGUUUAUUAAUAGAUUUGCUAAGUUAAAAUUAAAUAGUCAAUUAAAAAAGGAUACUUUAAAGUAUAUAAUAUUUCUUGACUUUAGAAAUGCCGCUUGCUGA
This is a messenger RNA of Bursaphelenchus okinawaensis, 1073 nucleotides long. NCBI's taxonomy places the organism in Eukaryota, Metazoa, Nematoda, Chromadorea, Rhabditida, Aphelenchoididae. The record is from the annotation of a GenBank genome assembly.